AUGGUCCUGAGGCUCCUGCUCCUCCUCGGUGGGCUGCUCAGGGCCACCAAGCCAGCACCGCGCUGCGAGACCGGCCAGGAGACCCUAGGUCAAUGCCAAACUGUACAGAAAGCAAAAUGCGUGGAUAUUGCCCUGAGUUCUUGUACUGAUGUUGCCUAUACUCAAAUGGUGUAUCCUAACUUUCUGGAUCAGAAGUCUCGAGAGGUGAUUGAGUACAGCUCUGAGUACCUGCUUAUCAGCGUGCUGCACAACUUACUGCAGGGGGAAUGCAAUCCUGACCUCAGGCUCCUGGGCUGCUCAGUGCUGGCCCCGCAAUGUGAAAAGGACAAAGCCAUAAAGCCCUGCAGGCACGUCUGUGAAAACCUCAAAAAAAAUUGCCUUCCUGCCUUUGAUGCAAUAGACAUGGCCUGGCCCUACUUCUUGGACUGUGACCGGUUCUUCGCUGGGGAGGAAGAGGGGUGCUUCGACCCGCUGGCAAAGCUGAGAGGGGAAGUAGAUGCUGAGGACGAUUUGCCUUCAGACUUGCCAGCAACUUUUAUUCAGUUCAAACACCAUUCAUAUUCCCAAAUGGUGAGCACACUGAAGAAGACUGCUUCUAAGUGCUCCCACAUUGCAACAACUUACAGCAUAGGUCGCAGUUUUGAAGGGAAGGAUCUUUUUGUGAUUGAGUUUUCAACCAAGCCUGGACACCAUGAACUGCUCAAGCCAGAAUUUAAGUACAUUGGCAACAUGCACGGGAAUGAAGUUGUGGGGAAGGAACUGCUGAUAUACCUCGCACAGUAUCUGUGUUCAGAAUAUCUUCUAGGGAACCCUCGCAUCCAGACCUUGAUUAACAACACCAGAAUUCAUCUCCUGCCUUCACUCAAUCCUGAUGGGUAUGAACUGGCUGCAGAAGAGGGGGCUGGUUACAAUGGAUGGGUCAUUGGACGGCAGACAGCUCAGAACUUGGACCUGAACAGAAAUUUCCCAGAUUUGACAUCCGAGGCUUACAGAAGAGCCGGGAUUCGUGGGGCCCGUCUGGACCACAUCCCCAUUCCACAGUCCUACUGGUGGGGUAAGGUGGCCCCUGAGACAAAAGCAGUCAUGAAAUGGUUGAGAUCUAUCCCAUUUGUGCUCUCUGCCAGCCUCCAUGGGGGUGAGCUGGUUGUGACCUAUCCUUAUGACUAUUCAAGGCAUCCUAUGGAAGAAAAAAUGUUCUCCCCUACACCUGAUGAGAAGGUGUUCAAAAUGCUGGCUAAAGCCUAUGCAGAUGCACACCCCGUCAUCUCGGACCGGUCCGAACUUCGCUGUGGUGGGAAUUUUGUCAAACAUGGGGGUAUUAUAAAUGGUGCUGAGUGGUACAGCUUCACUGGAGGUAUGGCAGAUUUUAAUUACCUGCACACAAAUUGCUUUGAAGUUACCGUGGAGGUAGGAUGUGAAAAGUUUCCUUUGGAGGAAGAACUGUUUACAAUCUGGCAUGAAAACAAAGGUGCCCUUCUGAAUUACAUGGAAAUGGUUCAUCGGGGGAUAAAAGGAAUUGUGUCUGAUAAGUUUGGCAACCCGAUAAAAAAUGCUCGUAUUUCAGUCAGGGGCAUUCAGCAUGAUGUCACCACAGCCGCCGAUGGAGACUACUGGCGACUCCUGCCUCCGGGGACGUACAUCAUCAGCGCCCAGGCGCCGGGGUACAGCCGGGUGAUGAAGAGGGUCACCAUCCCUGCCAGGAUGAAGCAGGCCGGCAGGGUGGAUUUCGUCUUGCGGCCCGCGGAGGCCUGGCCCAACAAGCUCCUCCGCCGCUCCAUGGAGGACGCCUACGACCCUUACGACCCGCUGGAACUUUUUGACCCUCACGCACAGCACGGGCAGCCCGAGGCUCGAGGAGGGUCCUCACCGGGCAGGGAGAAGCCCUGGUGGUGGUCCUACUUCAGCUCUCUGGAUCUGCACAAACCUCUGUGGCUGCUCAAGCAGCGCUGA
Molecule: messenger RNA, 1950 nt
Organism: Cinclus cinclus
Lineage: Eukaryota; Metazoa; Chordata; Aves; Passeriformes; Cinclidae
Gene: CPZ
Product: carboxypeptidase Z
Exons: 11
Coding region: 1-1950 (649 amino acids)
Biological process (GO): proteolysis
Molecular function (GO): zinc ion binding; protein binding; metallocarboxypeptidase activity
Source: RefSeq, a predicted model, not a curated record